AUAAUAAAUGAUGACGCCACUCUCCUUAAUUACCAAUAAUCUCGCCUUCCAUUUCUAGUUCUUACUUUCUUUUUACGCUUUUCCUUUAAAUUUACACUAGGUUAUAUCUUCGGUUGUUAAAGCACAAACGCAAGCUACUACGAUCAGCACUAAUAGUGCCUACCUAACAGCACCUACUCAACAACACCUACCCAACAGUGCUCCCAUAGUAGUCGACAUGCCGCGUGAUGGGCGCCCGCUCGACCGGCGCGUUGCCGCGGCGAUUCGCAGCUUCAGUCCAAUAUGCCGCUGGCUGCCGACUAGGCCUAGGAGCAGUCUUGCGUUCACGAUCCUCGCGCUGUGCAUCGUCUGUCUGGUCCUGCAAUUUGGCUUCUGGGAAGACAAGUUCCCAGUGCAGAGCGGCUUCGUCUAUCGACUGAGGGAUGGCAGCCAGUCUCACCCGGUGGAGCACCUGCACGCCGCGGCCAAGAAGCAGUUCGACGCGCUCCUGGCACGGCAGUCCACCACCCCCGAGGGUGCCGUGGUCGAGUACAGGAGGAGGUAUGGACGAGUGCCGCCGCCGGGGUUCGAGAGGUGGUUUGCGUUUGCCAGAGAGCAUUCGUCGCCUAUCGUUGACGACUACGAUGAGAUGAUGCGGUCGCUCGAGCCGUUCUGGAAGAUGGCGCCGGCCGACGUGGUGCGCCUGAUGGAGCGCAGCGACUCCCCAGGGCAGACGCGUGGCGCCAUCAAGAAGUGCUUUGUUGCGGGGGGGAAGCUUAAGGACUGUGGCGCCUGGGCGGACGUCAUGAGUCGGUACCUAGGCGCGGCACUGCGCGGCAUUCCCAACAUGACCUUCCUCGCCAACUAUAUGGACGAGCCCGCCGUGCUGCCGCGGCACCCCAUAGUCUCGCCCUCGGACAGCGACGAGAAGUUCGUGUGGUCCGAGAUAUCCCACCAGCCCAUCUGGCCCCAGGUGCAGGAUAUGUGCGCCAAGAUCGGCGGGCCAUCUGAAAAGGCGCCCGUGGACGGAGCCCUUGCGGCUGAGGAUUCAGGGGAGGAGCCUCGCUUCGUGCGCAACGUCACGCGGGGGACGGACCUGUGUGCACACCCCGAGUUCCGGGAGGCGCACGGCUAUCUCGCCUCGGCCGUGAGCUCGUUCCAUAUCGGCCAUGCCGUACCCGUCCUGUCCCGGGCCGUGCCGCGCCCCUUUGGCGACAUCUUGUUCCCGGCGCCAAGCUACUCGUGGCCCCAGUUCGCCUACAGCGCGUGGCGGGACCGGUCGUGGCGACGCAAGACUGACGCGCUGUACUGGGCGGGAAGCAAUACCGGGAGUUACACGCACGACGAGACAUGGCGGCGUCACCACCGGCAAAGGCUGGUGCUCCUGGGCCUGGGCGCCGACGAAGGGAAAAAGUUCACCUACCUCCGCAAGGCGGGCGGCGGGGACAGUUGGAUGCCCUACACAACGUCGCGCUUCGAUAGGUCGCUGUACCACGUCGCUAUGACCAAGAUCCGGGCGUGUGACGAGCCCGCGUGCAGGGAGCAGAACGACGCCUUCCGCCCGCGUAAAAAGCCGGAGCCGGCAUCGGAGCCGUACCGGUACAAGUACGUCUUCGACAUCGACGGCAACAGCUUGAGCGGGCGCUUCUACCGGCUGCUCGCGAGCAAUAGCGCCGUGCUUAAGACGACGAUAUUCAAGGAGUGGCACGAUGAGCGGCUCGUACCGUGGCUGCACUACAUCCCCGUCAGCCUGGGGCUGGAGGAGCUGCCGGAGCUGGUGAGGUUCCUGGCCACGACGGACGAGGGGCGCGAGGUCGGGCGGAGGGUGGCCGAGGCAGGCAAGAGAUGGCACGCAAAGGCGCUCAGGGAGGUUGAUCGCGGUGUCUACUUUUACCGGCUGCUGUUAGAGAUAGCGUGGCUGCAGAGCACCGAGAGGGCGGCGGGAUGAGGAUGGGAAAGGGGCUGAUAUUAGAUGUGGAGACGGUAGCACUCACGCCUACGCGAGAGAUGUGAGAGGCCUUACAUGAUAGCCGCUUAUUAGGGUGAUAGGAAACAGUGCUGAAUAGACUGCAAUUAGAUUCGGCAAAUAUUCCUUCGGUGGAAUUUCAUCCCUGGCGGUCAGUGGAUGUUGCGCGUGCUAGGAUUGGAAAAUGACUGCUGGUUUUCUCGGACCACUUCGAACAAUACUCUCAGAGAAGGAUUUUAAUGGAUGAAAGAGAUGGUUUGGACGCUGUUAGAGGUGUA
Hyaloscypha bicolor E is the source of this 2223-nucleotide messenger RNA. RefSeq names its product glycosyltransferase family 90 protein. The record is from RefSeq and is a predicted model, not a curated record. NCBI's taxonomy places the organism in Eukaryota, Fungi, Ascomycota, Leotiomycetes, Helotiales, Hyaloscyphaceae. The coding region runs from base 218 to 1927 and encodes 569 amino acids. The transcript has a single exon.